This is a messenger RNA of Aspergillus aculeatinus CBS 121060, 525 nucleotides long. RefSeq lists its product as uncharacterized. Bases 1 to 525 code for a protein of 174 amino acids. The record is from RefSeq and is a predicted model, not a curated record. The transcript has 5 exons. Lineage: Eukaryota; Fungi; Ascomycota; Eurotiomycetes; Eurotiales; Aspergillaceae.
AUGAGUAUUGAUAGCACCUUGGUCUACGCCGACUGCGGAAGAAAGACUGGGGUGAGAAAACCUCUGGCCGCUGCCGCUGCUGCCGCCGCUGCUGCUACCACCACCACCACCACCUCCUCCUCCUCCUCCUCCUCCUCCUCCAUCAUCAUCAUCGUCAUCGUCAUCAUCACGAUCACCGUGAACUCAGGUGUUCGCCCUCUUCAACACAAUCUGCACAUCGAAGUCCGACUUGUCAUGAUUCUCGAUGACUCAGAUGAGGUAUCGAAAGACCUCCGGCGAGCUGCCAACAAUGCCAGCCUCAUCGAACUUGCUAUCGCUGUUGCUCAACGGGACUGGCUGUAUCCCAACGACUCAGGUGAGGUAUUGAGGAACCUCCGGCGAGCUGCCAACAAUGCAAGCCUCAUCGAGCUUGCCAUCGCUGUCGCUCAACCUGAGCCGACGUAUCCCUCUAUCCUGGCAAUUGUCAAUGCGCAAGGACUGCUCAAGGCCUUGUUGCAAAGCCACUGGAGUUCUUUGGCCGCUUAA